AAAGCUAGAACUUUCAACAUCAAUACCCCUUCAUACGACGACAUAUCCGCAAUCAUGGGCAAAGCAAAGACCACACGCAAGUUCGCCGCCGUCAAGCGGAUGAUCAAACCCUCAGACCCGAGGUUGAAGGAGAACGUGGAAAAGGCGAAGAAGAAGGAAGAGGUCGAAAAGAAGAAGGAGGAGAAGAAGAGGGUUAACCCGCUCCCUGCCUCCCUCUUCUUGUCUCACAACGAAUCCCUCGGCCCGCCUUACCGCGUACUGGUAGAUACAAACUUUAUCAACUUUUCGCUUCAGAACAAGAUCGAGUUGGUCCAGGGGAUGAUGGACUGUCUGAUGGCGAAGUGUAUCCCGACGAUCACGGAUUGCGUAUUAGCAGAGUUGGAGAAGCUCGGACCUCGAUAUCGAAUGGCAUUGAAGGUGGCAAGGGAUCCGAGAUUCGAUAGGUUGCCUUGUUCCCAUCAAGGAACGUAUGCGGACGACUGUCUCGUCAACCGAGUGACUGUCAACAAGUGUUACGUUGUCGCCACCUGUGAUCGAGACUUGAGGAGGAGGUUGAGAAAGGUACCCGGUGUACCGCUCAUGUACGUCGCACGAAGAAAAUACCAGAUCGAGAGGUUGCCGGAUGGCGGAGCUGGUUUCAACUAGGUCCUCCCAGCAGAUCCGUUUAGAUUCGGUUUUUGUUACUUGUUGUAUCCCAUAUCAUCUGGCUGGUCUUUUCGAUUACGAUAAUAUGCUCGCACUG
Molecule: messenger RNA, 742 nt
Organism: Filobasidium floriforme
Lineage: Eukaryota; Fungi; Basidiomycota; Tremellomycetes; Filobasidiales; Filobasidiaceae
Product: Fcf1-domain-containing protein
Exons: 8
Coding region: 55-645 (196 amino acids)
Cellular component (GO): small-subunit processome; nucleolus
Source: RefSeq, a predicted model, not a curated record